AUGGCUGGUACCGAUGGAGGAGUCCGACAGAGAGGGAAACCCCCGAAAUACAGGACCUCAUGCGACAACUGCCAAACGGCAAAGGUCAAAUGCGGUCAUGAAAAGCCAUCCUGUCGCCGAUGCUCUGUGCACAGAGUGGACUGUGUGUACAGCCUGUCGCGUCGAAUGGGUCGUCCGAGAGCGAAGAAAGUCGUCGCGGAUGAUGAGUCUGGUCGUAGGCUGCCAACUAGCACAGAGCCCAACGAGACAGAGAUCCCAAAGCCUGCCACUCCGGAAAUUGAGAUUGAAGAUGCUGAGCCUGCAACACACUUAGCUGAGUCUUCCGCUGUGGAGGCUGAGCCGAGCGAUCCUCCAGCAUCUACGCCUAGACAAAUACCCGACGCUUGGGUGCCUUUGCUAGGUGACCUAGGGCAACUUAACGAAACAGAAACCAUCAACAAGCUCAAUCAGACGCCGCAACCGGAGAAUGAAACGAUAGAGUUCUUAUCAACAGAAUCUCCGAUGGAGCUUGUUGAAAUAACUGCAUUUGAUGGAAUGCCUUCAUUUUUGGACGAUAUCUCGAGCUCCCUUCAACCCCAAGCCUCUGCAUCGGCGAUUCCUGUAGGAUUUUUUGAUCCUCAUGACAUGCUAUCGUUUGCCUUGCCAGAUAUAAACGCAAAAUCAGAUGUAAAUGAUUCGCUAUCGAUGCAAGAACCCGAGUCGUCCUUAGUACGAGAGCCAUGCAUGUGCCAGCACUCAAUCACAACAUCGGGGAACAAUUCCAUGUUGGCUUCUGACAACAAGGAUCAAGCAAAUGAGCUGCUACACUAUUCAUCAAUCUCAUUUCAAGAUGCGAGUUGUUCUCCUCGAGAAGAGGGCUCAGAAUCGCCAUCAAAUACCUCGCAGCCCAGCGACUCAUCAUUGAACCUUCAUGCCAGUCGUGAAAGCAGCUCUGAAUUGUCCUGGCGUACAACGCAAGUCACCUUGGUUCAAAUCCAAUGCGACUGCAUGGAGACCGUUUCGAAACGCAUUGCAAGUCUAAAGCUAGAGCAACAGAGCUCAAGCUUCAUGCCAAUAGAUUGUGUGUUAAUGCUAGAGAAGGAGGUGGAAGAAUCGCUUGCUCAUCUCCACAAAUGUAAAAACUGCCGACUUGACAGUAUCUUGCAUUUAUUGGCGUUGGUUAGUGUGCGCAUGAUGCUCGAUAUUCUGCAGAAGACUGCUCGCAGCGAGUUUGUGACGAGACCAAAGUCAAUGCCAGACAGCUCAAAUGACGGCAUUGCCCUUUGCAUAGGUCACUUCAAGGUUCCCUCACGAGUACGGUUUAGGUUUCUUCGGAAGGCGUUACAAGCUCGAUUUCAUAGAUUGGUGGCAUUAAUCGAAGAGCGGGAAAGACUGGUAACUGGAAAGAAGCAAGAUAGUUUCUCAAAGUCGGCAUCUUCGCUACUGGGCGAUAUAUCACGGGGCUUGCGAACUAUCAUGGGAUGGAUUGAGCUGUGGAAUGCGAGACAGGCUUAG
Molecule: messenger RNA, 1494 nt
Organism: Trichoderma breve
Lineage: Eukaryota; Fungi; Ascomycota; Sordariomycetes; Hypocreales; Hypocreaceae
Product: fungal zn(2)-Cys(6) binuclear cluster domain-containing protein
Exons: 1
Coding region: 1-1494 (497 amino acids)
Biological process (GO): regulation of DNA-templated transcription
Molecular function (GO): zinc ion binding; DNA-binding transcription factor activity, RNA polymerase II-specific
Source: RefSeq, a predicted model, not a curated record